This is a messenger RNA of Trametes versicolor FP-101664 SS1, 1064 nucleotides long. RefSeq names its product lipase. NCBI's taxonomy places the organism in Eukaryota, Fungi, Basidiomycota, Agaricomycetes, Polyporales, Polyporaceae. The coding region runs from base 10 to 945 and encodes 311 amino acids. Gene Ontology annotation, biological process: lipid metabolic process. The transcript is spliced from 5 exons. The record is from RefSeq and is a predicted model, not a curated record.
GUCGACACCAUGUCCUUCGCGUCCCGUAGUCUGUGGCUCAAGGCCGCUUUGGUCGGUCUUGGGCUUUGCCACUUUGCGUCAGCGGCACCGGCAUCCAUCCCGGAGGCCGCGGAGAUCGUGCGGCGGCAGUCGAUCACGACGGUCUCCGCCACCGAGAUCAACUCGUUCACGCCAUACUCGUUUUUCGCGAGCGCAGGCUACUGUGCGGCGUCCAAGACGCUCACCUGGACUUGCGGCACAAACUGCCUCGCGAACCCUAGCUUCAAGCCCGUAGCGGCGGGAGGGGACGGGGACAAGGUUCAGUUCUGGUUUGUCGGUUUUGAUCCCGACCUCAAUACGGUGGUUGUCUCGCACCAGGGUACGGACACCAGUGAGAUCUUGCCUUUGAUCGAGGAUGCAAGCAUCGACAAAACUACGCUGAGCUCUACGUUGUUCCCUGGUGUUAGCUCGUCAGUCGAGGCGCACAGCGGGUUCGCUGGCGCCCAGGCCGACACGGCGAACGCGGUGCUGCAAGCCGUGCAGCAGGCAAUGAGCACGUACGGGACGAACAACAUCGUUACCACCGGCCACUCGCUCGGCGCCGCGAUAUCGCUGCUCGAUGCGCUUUUCCUGCCGCUGCACAUUCCCACUGCGAAGGUGUCGUUCAUCGGGUACGGCCUCCCUCGCGUCGGGAACCAGGCGUUCGCGAACUACGUCGACGCGCAGCCGAUCUCGGUCACGCACAUCAACAACAAGGAGGACUUCGUACCGAUCCUGCCGGGGAUGUUCCUUGGCUUCCAUCACCCCUCCGGCGAGCUGCACAUCCAGGACUCGAAUGCGUGGGUCGCGUGCCCCGGGCAGGAUAACUCGAGCGACCAGUGCACCGUCGGGGACGUGCCGAACAUCUUCGAGGGUGAUGAGAGCAACCACGAUGGGCCGUAUAACGGCGUUGAGAUGGGAUGCUGAUGUGGGGGAGAUGGGUGUUGGUUAUGUUUUGUUAGGGGUUUUAGGCACUGUAUCAUAUGCGAUAUGCAUGGAACCGGAUGUGGAGCUUUUCGCUCUGCCUCAGCGUUCACGUUGCCGAG